UCAUCAACUCUCUUGAUAUUGUUUCUUUUCUUUCCAGAGAAGAGUUUUUGAUUGAUCAGGAGAAGGCCUUGAAGACUCCAGUUGCUGAGGUGGUCGUGCCCAAUAAUUCUCUGCUAAAGGAGGUUGAUCCUGCCACCAGAUGCUCUGGAGAUGAUGAAACAAGGUGUGAGGCGCCUCCUUGUCGCAAAGAGUGUGGUGUGGAAAGGCAUGAGCAAACGUUUCUCAAUUCUCUACAAUGGCAAGUGGCUCAAGAACCUCGAGGCCUCUGGAAGCAGCAGCUCUCUUCCAAGCAACCGUCCCUCCACUUCCUCAUACCCGGACAAAAAGUUCUGCUGCCUAUCAAGAGAAGAUAUGCUUCGUUUCAUUAUUGGUUGUCUUGGUGCUCUGGCACCCCUACCUCUCUCUUCGAUCUCUGCCCUCGGGGCCAUCAACCCACACUAUUACCAUAUAGAUACUUCGUCCCCAGCCCUUGAGGCUGCCCAAAAGCGCCUCCAGGAUCCCAGUGCUGUGGCUGUUGUAGAGUGCACAUCCGAAGGUCAUCACAAGAUUAUUGGGGAUAUAUCAGCCUCCAGAUUAUGGAAAUGCGACUAUGUUGCUGCUGCCUGGGCUCUAGCUAACCUUACAGCUGGACAGUUCGUGAUGGGGGUAGAAGAAGAUAAUGUUUCUUCAAGAGCUCUUCCAGAUUUCUCUUUCAAUUCUCAAAUAGGAGAUAAUGGAGGUGGGGGCACACCAGUGAGGCCAAGGAAGUUUUCCAGUAGGAGCAUUGGUUUCUUCAGCAAUCCAAGUAGCCCAUCGGCUUUAGCCGUUGGUACAGGGAGAAGCAUGUAUAGGGGAAGGAGUACACCAUUGACAUGCAAGGUCACAAGCUCACUGGCUGCAGUCUUGGCACAGAUGCUGUCUCACAGGGCAACCCAUGUAUGGGUUACUGAGGCUGAGAGUGAGGAUGUCUUGGUUGGUGUAAUAGGUUACACUGACAUCCUUGGUGCUGUAACAAAGCACCCCACAACUGUUGUUUCUGUGACAGAAGUCCCUUGAUCUUGAGACUUGUUUCCUUUGAAAACUUGGUAUGAAUAGCUAUAAAACGAUGUACAUCAAUGUAUUUCCUUAUCUGUUAAUUGUGUUUCUUUCACAUUAUGUCUGGAAACAGAGUAUUGCUUGCUCUGACUUUUGAGUGGGAGGUUCACAAGCUUCCAAAUUUUAGUUUAAAACUCAAACCUAUUUAUUUAUAA
Messenger RNA from Macadamia integrifolia, 1229 nucleotides. RefSeq names its product CBS domain-containing protein CBSX6-like. The record is from RefSeq and is a predicted model, not a curated record. The transcript has 2 exons. Lineage: Eukaryota; Viridiplantae; Streptophyta; Magnoliopsida; Proteales; Proteaceae. Bases 151 to 1035 code for a protein of 294 amino acids.